Molecule: messenger RNA, 1225 nt
Organism: Suillus subaureus
Lineage: Eukaryota; Fungi; Basidiomycota; Agaricomycetes; Boletales; Suillaceae
Exons: 5
Coding region: 115-975 (286 amino acids)
Source: RefSeq, a predicted model, not a curated record
GACGCAACAAUAUCAGCAUGCUCCCCUAGUAAACAAUAGUCAUGGGAUAGCCCGAUCCCUUAAAACAGGGCAUCGUCUCUUGAUUUACUCCGACCUUUUCCAACAUCAUCACACAUGCAUUCAUCACCCGUAACUUCAUCACGUCCAUUCGCACCAAGACCUUUCCCUCCUCCGUCCCUCACUGAUGUCCCUCAUGAAUAUAUAGUCGACCAGCUGAGGAGUCUCGCAACCGCAGAUUGUACCAUAAUCGUACCGGUUCCGCAUCAUCGACCACGUCUAGCACAUGAUUCCCCAGUCACUUCGUCAGACUCUUCACCAGAGUCCUCACCAAGGAUUCAGGUGGACACUGGAAGACGGGGAUCAGAACCUACUAUCCAUGCUGUGCCUCGAAUAAAAUUAAGAUUGCAUAUGGACUACCUCUCUUCGCAUUCGACGUUACUACGAGGUCUCUUCAGCGGUGCAUCACCCAAUGAUCUCAUUCACACUAGCACCACUCAACCCCGACAUUCUUCCCUGCAUGUCCCAGAAAGCCGUCUUCCUUGUCUUCUCCCUUCUCUGCCGUCACACCCCACUCUCUUUCUCCCGGUGCCUGAUCCAUCUUCCAUACAUCUCAUUUUUCACUGGAUGUACUUUGGGCAGACAGCACUCAUGGAAGACUGUCUAAAUCGGGGUGUCGUCCACUGGGAGGGGAUUGCGCGCAAUGUGGAGUACUUGGGACUUCCCACAGACAUCAAAGUGUUCCUGGGACGGUGGUACAGGAAUUGGCUUCUUCCGGCACACAGCCGCCCCGGCUGUGAACCCCGUCCGCCCACAGAUGAUGACGAUUCUGACAUUGAGCUGGAACUCGAUGAUGAUGAUGAUGACGAUGACGAUGAGACAGAUGACGAUGAUUUCUCAAUGGUUAGCUCAUACACGGAGGAUGUAGAUGCUAUCGCAGAGUUCGAACGAGGCCGCACACGGGCAAUUCGCCCUUGAUUCACUGUAUUUCAUAAUGGUUUGUUGCUCAUGGCAAUGUUCUUUGGUCUAUCUUUAUUCAUUCUGAUCUGUUUACCGCAUCCCCAUUAUGCAUGAUACCCCCAUUUUUUUGACUAAGUUUGAGAAUUUCACUGCGUGGCGCCCCGCACCGGCGCUAUCCUAAAGUAUUUUGCGCCACGGCACAGCAGUUACGUUCGCAUCCGCAGUGCUGAUUAUGACAUAGUACAUUUAAUUGUGUCAGGAUGUGUGU